AUGACAAGGCUUGGUCUGGCAGCAAUUGUUCUGGACUCCUCGCGCUUCGAGCUCUUGCUGCUAUCGCAAGGCUCCAGCCGCUUGGACCCGGCCAUUGCAGCCAGCAGAAUGGCCCAGCUUGGAGCGCGGCUGCCGAUCCUGGACUCUGCGAGUGUCGGCCCAUCCUUUCUGCCGCAUGGUCAUUCAAGGCUAGGGCUCGCAGCACUUGCUUUUGAUGUGACGCUGCUUGAUCUGUCAUCAUCCCCACGGAGUGCGCAUUGCCUUGGCUUGCUGCUGGCUGCGUGUGGUAUGUCACGCUUGGGUACACCACUGCCGGCACCGGGCCGUACAACUCCGGGGCCGCUUCUGUCAUUGCACAGCCCGGCACGCAUGGAUCCAGCGGCUUUUGUUCUAGGUUUUGCCAAUCUCGGCUCUGCGCUGGUGGCGAGGGCAUCCUCACAGCCCGAGUUGCUGCUUCUGACAAGAAGCCCUGUAUAA
This is a messenger RNA of Effrenium voratum, 477 nucleotides long. The record is from the annotation of a GenBank genome assembly. Lineage: Eukaryota; Dinophyceae; Suessiales; Symbiodiniaceae.